Pelagomonas calceolata is the source of this 3092-nucleotide messenger RNA. NCBI's taxonomy places the organism in Eukaryota, Pelagophyceae, Pelagomonadales, Pelagomonadaceae. The record is from the annotation of a GenBank genome assembly.
GGCGCGGGCGUCGGCAAGGGCCGCCAGCUCGCCGGGUGCAUCCUGGACGGCGUCGCGCGCGGCCGCGGCCGGCACCUCUGGUUCUCGGUCGGCACCGAUUUGCGGGUGGACGCGGAGCGGGACCUCCAGGCGGUGUCGUGCCACAUUCCCGUCCUCGACGGCUGCCGCGGCCUCGACGCGUUACAAAAGAAGGCCUUUGGCGGGCCGACGCUCAAGAACGCGGUCCUCUUCGCGACCUACGCGACGUUGGUCUCGGCCGCCACGACGAAGAAGCAGUCGCGCCUCGACCAACUGGUCGCGUGGUGCGGCGGCCCCAGCUUCGACGGCUGCGUCAUCUUCGACGAGGCGCACCGUAGCGAAGCUGUGUUUUGAAAUAGCUUUACACUUCUCGUCGCCCGUAGUCGUGGCUUAGACGUAUUGCGACGCACAGGCGCCAAGAACUUUGACGCGUCCAACGAGGAGGCCUCGACGAAGGUCUCGCGCGCCGUCCGCGCCCUGCAGGACAAGCUCCCUUUGUCGCGAGUGAUCUACGCGUCGGCGACGGGCGUCUCGGAGAUCAAGAACAUGGCCUACGCGGAGCGGCUGGGCUUGUGGGGCGCGGGCACGUCCUUCGCCGACUUUAAGACAUUCGCCGACACGCUCGAGAAGCGCGGCGUCGGCGCGCUGGAGCUGCUCGCGCUCGAGCUCAAGUCGAGCGGCGCCUACGUGUCGCGGGGCCUCGCCUGGCAGCGCUGCGAGUUCGAGCGCUGGACCUGCGAUCUGGAUAAAGAGGCCAGCGACGCGUACGACGAGGCGGCGGCGUGGUGGCGCGGUGCCGACGCCGCGUCCCCUCUCUCGAAACGAAACCAAACGGGCUCCUCGCGCGCGCAGGCCUCCGGCGCGCCCUCGACCGCGCCAUCACGCGCACGCAGCUCCGCGGCGCGGCGGCGGGCACGGCGCGCCAGCGCUUCUGGGGCGCGCAGCUCCGCUUCUUCCGCGAGGUCCAGACGGCGGCCAAGGUGCCGUACGUGGCCGAGCGCGCCAAGGAGGCCGUGGCCGCCGGCAAGUCCGUCGUCGUCGGCCUCCAGUCGACCGGCGAGGCGGGGCUGCGGGACGUCAUGGCCGAGGCCCACGCCAAGGUCGGCGACGCGGCGCCGGGGCUCGUGGCCGCGGCGCGCUCGUCGGCGCGCGCGUUCGUGCAGCAGCACUUUCCGGUACAACCGGCGCCGGAGCCCCUGGAGGAAAUCGACGACGCGGUCGUGCGGAAGAUCCUGACGACGGACCGGGGCCCGCCCUCCGCGGAGCACGUCGCGCGGUGGAAGGCCGCGCGGCGCGCGGCGGCGGAGAAACAGGGCGAGCCCAUCCCCGAGCUCGUCGCGCUGCGCGACGCGAUCCUUCAGCGCCUCGACGACUUGCCGGUGCCACCGUCGCCUUUAGAUGAUCUCAUCGACCGGCUCGGCGGGCCCGACACGGUGGCGGAAAUGACGGGCCGGGGCCUCCGCGUCGCGCGCAAGAACGGCCGCUACCGCUACGAGCAGCGGUUCGACGCCUCGCGGGACCAGGACAGCACGACGACGAACCUCCGGGAGCGCGCGGCCUUUCAGGACGGCAAGAAGCGCAUCGCCAUCAUCUCGGACGCGGCCUCGACGGGCGUGUCCUUGCACGCGGCCAUUGGUUCCAAAGGCGCGCAGCACCGCCGCGUCCACGUGACGUUGGAGUUGGCCUGGUCCGCGGACAAGUGUAUCCAGCAAUUGGGCCGGACGCACCGCUCGCACCAGGCCACGGCGCCCGUCUACGCGCUGCUGGCGACGGAUCUCGGGGGAGAAGCGCGGUUCGCCGCGGCCGUCGCGAAGCGUCUGGCGUCCCUGGGGGCCCUCACCAAGGGCGACCGCCGGGCGGCGUCGGGCCAGGACCUGGGCGACUUUGACCUGGACACGCCCCAGGGUCGGGACGCGCUGAAGAACGUGGCGCGCGCGUGCCGCGACUACGGGCGGGACCCGCGAAGUGUCGCGGCCAACGUCGAUCCCGACGGCGCGGAGAACGACGCCUUGCGCGCGGCCGUCGCGAUGGCGCGCGACGCCGCGAGGGCGCGGUCGACGCGGCGCGCGGCCUACGACGCGUUCGCGCCCUACCUCUACGAGGAGGCGCCCCAGCUCUACAACGCCUCCGACGAGACGUCCAUGCUCGCCGCGGCCGCGCACCACGCCUACGACACGCUCGACCUCGAACCAAAAAAGGACGGCGACGUGAGGCUGUUCUUGAAUCGGCUCCAGGCGACGCCCGUCGCGGACCAAAAGCUGCUGUUCCAGUACUUUUCCGUGGCGCACGCCGCCGUCGUCAAGGCGGCCAAGGCGGCGGGGUCCUACGACGCCGGGCUGGCGUCCGUGCGCGCGUCGUCGGUCGUCGUGAACGCCGUGACCACCGUCGACGUCGACGCCGUGUCCGGCGCGUCUACCAAACUCUACGAGCUCACGCUGGAUCGCGGCGCGUCGUUCGACGCGGCGCAGGACCAGCUGCGCACGGGCCGCGCGAACGCAAGGCCGGGCGACAACGACCCGGACGCGACGCGGCGGUCGUUUCGGGGCGCGGGCUUUUACAUCUCGAACCACACCAACACGCGGACGAAGCGGCCCUACAUCAUGAUGGCGGUCCGCAAGGCGAACGCGGCCCAGACCUUUCUCAUCACGCGGCCGAACACGGGCGCCAACGCGACCGAGCUCUUCGCGCACGACAUCAUUAGCAAGUACACGUGCCACGCUGGCGGCCUGCCGUCGGCGUCCGACGAGGAGCGGGAGCAGCUGCGCAAGGCGUGGACGCUGGAGUACGAGUCGUCGCACAACCAGGACAACGGCGGCCGGCUCAAGCGGCUCGGCCUCGUCGCGGGCAACGUCCUGCCGCUCUGGCCGGCGCUCGCCCAGACCGUCGCGGAGCGCCAAGUCGAGAUGAACAAGGAGGACCAGCGCCUCCGCGCGGUCCGCGUCGUGCUGCCGUCCGAGACGAUCGUCGGCGUGCGGUUCCCGACGCACGUCCUCAAUACGCUGCGCGCGGCGCUCGCCCAGCGGAGCCGCCAGCGCGCGGCCCACGCGCGCCAGCACGUGCGAGCCGAGCCGCCG